UUGUUUCGUAGCUGUUUACGAAAAUGACAACAUUUGACGCGUGUCAAAAUUUUAAGUUUGUAAACACGUAAAUCAUGCUGAAAAUACAAAAACAUGAGUAAGUUAUCAAAAUUCCAGUAAACCUCCCAAAUUUGAACCCAAAAGAUCACAGAUAAGAAAACAAAACGAGACGACGCAAGUUCGAUGCCAAUUCAAAUCGUCUUAUGAUAAAGAUGUGUUUGUUUAAUUUUAGGAAACAUGCAAAACUAACGAAGAAGUCGUCGAUUAAAACGACGAAAUCGGCCUUUGAAAACGGACCGAAGAAAUCGAAAAAGUUGGAGAGAGAUUCAAAACCGAGCAGACCAAACGAAACUGUACAGAGCAAUGUCGAAAAAAAAUUGUGUAAACGUCACGAGAACGUGUCGAAAUUGAAUUCGAGCGGUCCCUUAAAUUUGAUCAAUUUGGACACAAAAUGUCCCGUGUGCCAAGACAUUCUGAGGUUGAGCAAGUUCAAUUUCGAGGAGAACUCGAAGGAGAACGUGAAAAAGGAUUCGAUUCAGGUACAGUUGACCAGUGACUUCACAACUACCGUCUUGAAAACCGGAAACAACAUUUUGUCGAAAAAUUACAUACCAAAAUUCGAAUUGUCAACGACCGACGAAAAAAAUGCAAAAGCUGUUUACGAAACAAAAAUUGCAGAGAUUUCCGACUUGUUGAACAAACACGUGGACAGACUGAGGGACAAAUCUCCGAUCGCAACCAGUGGUGGUCAACGAAACUCGUUAAAAGAGGAUAAAUUUGAAGAAAUAGCAGAGAACAAGGAAAACUUGGGCAAAACUUUGAAGAAAUCUGAAAACUUCAUCGACAAAGUUGAUAGCACUUAUUUGGAAAAACUGCAGGACAUUCGGAAACGGUACGAGGAAACGAUGCGACUCUUGGACGAGUGGGCUGCCAAAAAGAAACAGGCACAAAACUUUUUUUGCGUUCCGAACAAAAGCGUGGAACAAAUGAAACAGGAUGUUUUGAAUUUCGAACGGAAAGCAAACGACGAGAAGAUUUAUCAAAGACAAACAUCGGUGACUGUGAACGAAGAAACGACCAUGAUUUCGAACGAAGAAAGUUUUGAAUAUAUCGACGAUCAAAUUUGGGAAUACUUGACUCAAAGAUACAGAAACAGGGACAAAAAUGUGGUAACUUAAAUUAAAACAAACAAGUAAAAGUAAACAAAUAAACAAACAAACAAACAAUAAAGGAACGUACAAAAGAAACCGUAUACUUUUUUUAAUAUCAAUAAAUUUUUAUUAAAGAUUAGAAA
Molecule: messenger RNA, 1294 nt
Organism: Aethina tumida (small hive beetle)
Lineage: Eukaryota; Metazoa; Arthropoda; Insecta; Coleoptera; Nitidulidae
Exons: 13
Coding region: 204-1178 (324 amino acids)
Source: RefSeq, a predicted model, not a curated record